This is a messenger RNA of Letharia columbiana, 657 nucleotides long. RefSeq lists its product as uncharacterized. Gene Ontology annotation, molecular function: GTPase activity; GTP binding. Lineage: Eukaryota; Fungi; Ascomycota; Lecanoromycetes; Lecanorales; Parmeliaceae. The coding region runs from base 1 to 657 and encodes 218 amino acids. The record is from RefSeq and is a predicted model, not a curated record. The transcript is spliced from 5 exons.
AUGUCAUCCCGGGUCUCCACUGGCGCACGGCCAGGAGCUCGGUUUGCCCAAUUCAAGCUUGUUUUGCUUGGAGAGUCUGCAGUAGGAAAGAGUUCUCUUGUCCUGAGAUUUGUCAAGGAUCAAUUCGAUGACUACAGAGAAUCUACUAUCGGAGCUGCCUUCCUCACACAGACCAUCUCCCUCGACGACGCCACGACUGUCAAGUUCGAAAUAUGGGAUACGGCAGGCCAAGAGAGAUACAAGUCGCUUGCACCGAUGUACUAUAGGAACGCAAACUGUGCAGUCGUGGUUUACGAUAUCACACAAGCUUCGUCCCUGGAUAAGGCAAAGUCAUGGGUAAAAGAGCUCCAAAGGCAGGCAAAUGAGAACAUCAUUAUCGCUCUAGCAGGGAACAAAUCAGACCUCGUUGCUGAACACCCAGACAAGCGUGCUAUCACAACAGCAGACGCCGAAGCAUACGCACGGGAGGCUGGGCUGCUGUUUUUUGAGACAUCAGCAAAGACGGCGGAGAAUGUGCGAGAGCUGUUCACGGCCAUUGCACGAAAGUUGCCUCUUGAACAAGCUGGAAACCGCGGUAUGAGGGCGAAUCCACGACAAGGGGUUGAUCUGAGACCCGAGGCGCCUGGGACACAAGGUGGUGGAGCUUGCAAUUGUUAG